ACUAAACACUAAAAACAAAAUAAAUAAAUUCACUAGAGAAAAGCUCAUAGCCACAGCUGCAAAUUUAUAUGGAUGACCCCCGUCUACAACCAUACACUCACUCAUGCUUAUGAAAACUCUCAUGGCUUCUCUGCAAUGGCUAAAGGAAAGCUUCCAACCCUUCAUGUUACCCUUUGCAUCCAUUUUCCUAGCGGUGUUGCUCAGGUUUUUCUUCAAGGAGAAGUCAAGGAAAAGAUCCAACCUCCCACCAAGCCCUCCAAAGCUGCCCAUCAUUGGAAACCUUCACCAGCUUGGCAACAUGCCUCAUCUCUCUCUCCAUAACCUAGCAAAGAAGUAUGGUUCAAUAAUUUUCUUACAACUUGGUGAGAUCCCAACAGUGGUAGUUUCAUCGGCUGGACUGGCCAAGGAAGUAAUGAAAACCCAUGAUCUUGCGCUGUCGAGUCGUCCACAAAUCUUUUCUGCAAAACAUCUUUUCUACAAUUGCACCGAUGUUGUCUUCUCCCCCUAUGGUGCUUAUUGGAGGCAUAUUCGAAAAAUAUGCAUACUUGAACUACUUAGUGUCAGAAGAGUUCAAUCAUAUAGCUUUGUUAGAGAAGAAGAAGUAGCUCGUUUGGUUCGUCGAGUUGCAGAGUUCUAUCCUGGCACCACCGAUCUAACCAAGAUCCUUGGACUAUACGCAAAUGAUGUUCUUUGUCGGGUUGCAUUCGGAAGGGAUUUCUCGGGAGGAGGAGAAUACGAUCAGCAUGGGUUCCAAAAUAUGCUGGAGGAGUAUCAGGAAUUGCUUGGAGGGUUUAGCCUUGGAGAUUUCUUCCCUUCCAUGGAAUUUGUACACAGCUUAACGGGCAUGAAAUCCAGACUUCAAGAUACUUUUCGACGCUUUGAUAAACUUUUCGACUUGUUUUUGACUGAACAUCGUGAUCCCAAAAGGGAGACAGAGGAGCACAAGGACCUUGUGGAUGUGUUACUCGAUCUACAAAAGAAUGAAUAUGAUGAAAUUCCACUUACCACAGACAACAUAAAGGCUAUAAUCUUGGAUAUGUUUGCUGCUGGAACUGAUACAACGUUCAUCACCCUUGACUGGGGAAUGACGGAGCUUAUCAUGAACCCUAAAGUCAUGGAAAGAGCACAAGCCGAAUUACGAAGCGUAGUCAGAGAUAGAGAAGUUGUUUUGCAAAGUGAUCUACCCCAGUUGCACUACAUUAAAGCUGUCAUCAAAGAAAUCUUUCGGCUGCAUCCUCCUGCUCCAGUAUUAGUUCCUAGAGAAUCCAUGGAAGAUGUUAGUAUUGAUGGCUACAAUAUUCCAUCCAAAACACGUUUUUUCGUCAAUGCCUGGGCAAUAGGCAGAGACCCAGAAUCUUGGGAAAAUCCAAAUGCAUUUGAACCAGAAAGAUUUAUGGAUAGCACUAUCGACUUCAAGGGGCAGCAUUUCGAGUUAAUACCUUUCGGCGCUGGACGAAGAAGUUGCCCAGCUAUAGCAUUUGGAGAAGCAACUAUUGAGCUCGCUCUAGCUCAACUUCUCCACAGCUUUGAUUGGGAGCUUCCUCCUGGCACUUCACCUAAAGAUCUGGAUAUGUCAGAAGUUUUCGGCAUUACAAUGCAUAGGAUAGCACAUCUACUCGUCAUUGCCAAACCGCGCUUUCCAGUUGGACAAAACAAAUGACGAUACUUGAUCAACGGCUGUCCCAUGGAGCAUUUUCGAAUAAGGAACUCUGAUGUUUUUAUUUGAAUUUUCGGAUAAAGACAUCUAAUGUUUAAUGUCAAUUGAGAAUCUUCAACUCUGUCUGCAUAUUUUAGGGAUAACCAAUCUCCCAAAUAGGUAUAUAGGUGUGUUUGUAUGUGUAAUGUUUUAAUCUCAAAUAAUAAUCUACCUAUCCUUUGCCUA
Molecule: messenger RNA, 1882 nt
Organism: Juglans microcarpa x Juglans regia
Lineage: Eukaryota; Viridiplantae; Streptophyta; Magnoliopsida; Fagales; Juglandaceae
Product: cytochrome P450 71AP13-like
Exons: 2
Coding region: 104-1660 (518 amino acids)
Molecular function (GO): oxidoreductase activity, acting on paired donors, with incorporation or reduction of molecular oxygen; monooxygenase activity; iron ion binding
Source: RefSeq, a predicted model, not a curated record